AUAACCAGGAAGGGCUGAUAGAGUCCAUACGAUGCUUCAGUCAUGUUUUGGUAAAGAGAAAAAUAACAACAGGUUUGACUGCAUCCACUUCCAGUCGCAGCCAUGGUGUGUUGCCAUUCCUGCCCCAGGCUGUGCUCCCGCUCGUCGGCCUACACUCUGGCUCUGGGCUUGGGCUUUGUAACUUUGGGGACCAGUCGUAUCCUGCUGCUCAAAUUCUCUGCCAAUGCUGAGAACAAGUAUGACUUCCUGCCUGCAUCUGUCAAUCUACUUGCCGAGCUUCUCAAACUGCUCUUCUGUCUGGUUAUGUCAUUCAGGGUCAUAGUCCGAGAGGGACGAUCAUGCAGAGAUCUGGGGUGCUCCUCCACCUCUUCCCUGCUCACUUCCCUGAAGUGGGCUGUCCCUGCUUUCCUCUACUUUGUCGACAACCUCAUCAUCUUCUAUGUCAUGACCUACUUGCAGCCUGCCAUGGCAGUGCUGUUCUCCAACUUUGUCAUCCUGACCACAGCUGUACUCUUCAGAAUUGUUCUGAAGAGGCGCUUGUCUUGGGUUCAGUGGGCAGCGUUAGUUAUCCUCUUCCUGUCCAUCGUUUCCUUGACGACAGGAUCAGGGGGCAGCCAACACUCCAUAGCUGUGCCAGGUCUCCACUCUAACCCCCUCUCCACCCCCUCCAACUCCUGCCUGUUGUACACACAGCUCCUGGAUCAGAUGAGGAACAGCAGCGCCAGUGAAUCGUGGGUGUCGUCUCUACCCGGGCAGGCAUGGAGGAACACUGUAGUACAAAAGCUUCGAUCUCUGGGUGUGGGUCACAUCCUGCUCUUCCUUCAGUGCUUCAUAUCGGCCAUGGCUAACAUCUACAAUGAGAAGAUCCUCAAAGAAGGAGACCAACUCACUGAGAGUAUCUUCAUUCAGAACAGUAAACUGUAUGCCUUUGGCGUGAUAUUUAAUAGUAUGACGCUUGGGCUUGGAAGCGAGGCACGAGGCCUCACCGUCCACUGUGGCCUCCUCCACGGACAUAACGUCUACUCCCUGGGUCUGGUGCUGGUCACUGCUGCUCUCGGAUUAGCUGUGGCCUUCAUCUUAAAAUUCAGAGACAACAUGUUUCACGUGCUGACGGGCCAGAUCACCACUGUUCUGGUUACCACCCUCUCCCUCUUCCUCUUCGACUUCCACCCCUCCCUGGACUUCUUCCUCCAGGCUCCAAUCGUCCUGCUCGCCAUCUUUAUCUACAACGCCAGCCGGCCAAAGGACCUGGAAUACAGCCUUCAGCAGGAAAAACUGCGAGUCAUCAACGGAGAGGUGUUCGAGAGGUCCAGAGGGGAUGGCGAAGAGCUGGAGCUCCUUACAAAGCCAAACACAGACAGUGAAUCGGAUGAAGAGUCUUUGUAGUGCAGACUUACGCUUCUACUACAAAACAUAAGAUUUUCUGCUUCACUGCUGCUUACUAUUAAGCUUCUCAAUAGACUUGUACUCCUGGAUGCAGGAUUGUCAGCACACUCGUUCUGUCAAAGCAUUUAUUUGAACGAUCAUCAGCAAGAAAAUGAACUCUGUCAGGCAUGUUUGCACUUUCCUCAUGACUGAAAAAAAAACAACCAAGGCUUUUGUGUAUAUUUUGAAAUGUGCCUGUUUGUAUAAAAAGUUCUGUCAUGUGCUGGGAAAUUAUUGUAUCACGGUAUUUGCCGUUCGGGAUCAUUAAGGGCUUCGGUUUAUUUCCUCUUAUGAUUAAUGUUACACGUGCAGCUGUUUGACUGUUGGAAGGUGGUUGGAUAAGUUUAAUGACCAGCAGCCACAUUUCAGCCAAUGUAAUGACUGUAUCACGCAAUACACUCUUUUAAUCGUUGUUGGUAUUAUGUAAAAGAACUGGUGAUUCAACUCUUUGGUCAUCUUUGACUACUUUUAAACAAUUACAAUUCAGCAACACAAUACAGCACAAAUCCAUUAAGCUUCAAAAAUGACCAUGGAACUACAUCACCAGAAAUGUACACAAACAAGUGUUGACUCCAUUUUUUUUCUUCCAUUUUCUUUUUUUCUUACACCUGAACCAGAACUAUAAGUAUAAACAUAGACAAGGCCACUUUAGUGUGACUGUCUGAAAGCACAACAAACUGGCUCUCGGUUUCCUUACUUGGCCUUGAAUAUAUGCUUUUUGUCAUAUGUCAUUACAACUGUGAAAUAAGAUGGAAUAUACAGUAUUUGUGUUUUUUUUGUGCCAUAAAAUGUUAACAUGUAUGAAUGCUAAAAGUUGCUCUGAAAUAAACUGCAAUUAAACUGG
Messenger RNA from Scomber scombrus (Atlantic mackerel), 2269 nucleotides. It is a transcript of the gene slc35a5, whose product is annotated as solute carrier family 35 member A5. Gene Ontology annotation, cellular component: Golgi membrane. The coding region runs from base 103 to 1386 and encodes 427 amino acids. Gene Ontology annotation, biological process: pyrimidine nucleotide-sugar transmembrane transport. The record is from RefSeq and is a predicted model, not a curated record. Lineage: Eukaryota; Metazoa; Chordata; Actinopteri; Scombriformes; Scombridae. The transcript has 10 exons. Gene Ontology annotation, molecular function: pyrimidine nucleotide-sugar transmembrane transporter activity.